Molecule: messenger RNA, 3920 nt
Organism: Polyodon spathula (Mississippi paddlefish)
Lineage: Eukaryota; Metazoa; Chordata; Actinopteri; Acipenseriformes; Polyodontidae
Product: zinc finger C2HC domain-containing protein 1C-like
Exons: 3
Coding region: 336-2144 (602 amino acids)
Source: RefSeq, a predicted model, not a curated record
GUCAACAAACGCUGCGGUAAACGACCGAAGAAAAUCCAGCUUCAGUAUCAGGAAAAGAAAGGGAAUAAUAGAGGACUGCAGCUGCAUAGUCACUGUAGAGCGAUGUAACUGAAAACCAGCUUGAAAUAAUAACGCAACUUUUAGGAAAGAAGAAUGAAGCCAACAUGCACUUGAAACAGUGCAAAUAUCUUACCGAAGCGUAUUACCGAAAAACAGUAUUGAAAAAGAGCUAUGCUAAGCCUUCUUAAAUUCCACCGCGCACGUAAAAAUAACAGUUUUGUUUUGGAGGAGAAAGAUACGUUAAGAUCCAAGGAUAUAUUUGGAGGGGGGAAUGAAUGGCUCACCUGAAAAUGGAACCAUAUUCUCAAAUUGUCAGUCUGCCUGCCGGUGACAAAAACCUUUCCAAACUCCCAUCACUGGGGCUUAGAGGGCAGCACACAUCUAAGCCUCUGUCUAAACUUGAACUGAUGAAAAACAAUUUACAACAGAAACAAUUUGAACAAAAGGAACAAAAACUGUCUGCUUUGUACAACCAACAACAGCAAGCUGCUCUUUGGAAAGUGAGAAACACUUUCCAAUCUCAAACUCAUUCUGCAGCACACAGGAGAGUAAGUAACCAACCGGGUGCUACCCAGCACAGGGGCUACAAUUCUGCAGGGGCUAGAUACAACCCUUCAAACGUGUUUGGGCAGGAACCUGCUUCCACUACACCUUCCAAGAAAACUGCUGGGGUGGACAGAGCUUACCCGCUAAAACCAGUUUACUACAGGAAAGCCAUUAGUCUCAAUGACGUAUUCAGAGCGGGAGAUGCCAAGUCCCAGAAGCCUAUGGAGCCAACAAGAAAUUCACCAUUCAAGCCUUCUCCACCUGCAGAUGCUUGUGUAAGAUCCAAUCCGAGGACUGGAAGGUAUUCUGAAAUCCAUAACCUUGAGUAUAUGACACCGCCCCCAGCUACUGUUAACCAGUCGAGAGGGAGGACCACCAGGUCAAAGACAGGAGGGCAACGGCGUUUACAGGGAGAGAAAAGCAGCCCAGAUAAGGAAGAGUGGUAUCUUCAGGAAGAGAUCAGAAAGAGAGAGGCUCUCCUCCGAGAGAAGCUCAGGAGAACAGAAGAAGCUCUGAAGAGGAUUCAGAGGGAGAAGGAGCUUGGGGAGGAAAGGAAACAAAGAGAAAAGCAGGGCCAAAGAGGAAGAGCACAAGUAAAAUACCGUUCAGCCUAUUCAACAGGAGAUGAGUCUAGCAGCAGCAGUGACAAUGCUCUUAGAGGCCCUUACAUAGUCUCAGAAGGGUCUGAUGAUGAGGAGCGGAUGAUCAACACAAGAAGAAAAAUCCAAGUUAAUCAACGGAAAGCAAAAAACACUGCCCAUGUCUCGUACCCAGUUGAAAAUAACAGUCACAUGAGACCACACUCUCACUCCAAUGAGUCCCGCUCCGAAAAACUUAAAAGAGUCUCUAGCAAUUACAUAUUAAGAGAAAUCAAUGAGUCUCCCAACCAUUAUAGCACAUAUGUUAAACAGCAAGGCAAACACUUAAUUGAAGAAAACGUCUCUUAUCAUAACAUGUCAGUUCCAGAAACUAGCUUUGCAAAUCAUAUUGAACAUUUUAAGGAAGAACCACCAACAGAAAAUGCUGAUUUAGCCACAAACAGUAGUAGGCACUCUAAUCUUUAUGAAGAACAACAAAAUGAGGAUGGCAAGCAUGAUGCAAAUUUCCAGCUGGUAGUCUGUAUAUCCUGUAACCGAAAAUUUGCUGCAGACAGACUGGAAAGGCACAGCAAGAUCUGUGAAAAGGUGCAGAAUUCAACAAGGAAAGUUUUUGAUUCCACCAAGCACAGAGCCAAGGGGACCGACCUGGAGCAAUAUAUCAACAGAAGGAGCAAAAAUACUUCACCCCAGCCAAAGAAGAACACCUGGAGACAUAAGCACGAAACGUUUAUUCGUAACAUUCAGCAAGCCAGACUGGUGCAGGAAGUGAUUGCUAAAGGUGGGAAAGCAUCUGACCUGCCUCCACCACUGCCUGAUGAGAACCCAGACUAUGUUUCCUGCCCACACUGCGCUCGUCGUUUUGCCCCAAGGGUAGCAGAGAGACACAUUCCAAAAUGUGAGAAUAUCAAGAGCAGACCACCUCCACCGAGAAAAAAAUGAUAACAUUGAAGAGAAACCAGAGGACUAUUCACGGGGGGUGGGGGGGGUUAACUAUAUAUUUAAAGUUAACUAUAUAUUUUAUACAGUUGUCACCGUAUACAAUCUAAUUUUAGAGAAGUAAUCAAGUGUUUGUUUGUUUGUUUGUUUGUUAUGACCAGAGCAUCAUGAUGACAAGCCACAGAUCUCAAGAAGGCUAUUUUUACUCCAAUUAUUAAACAAAAGCAUUUCAUAUGCGAUUAUACUUUUAUGAAAAGUUACUGAUGAGUUUUCAAAUACAUUUACAGGUACUCCAAAAGUUGUGCAACAUAGGGAUUGUUACUUUUAGUGUACACAAUUCCCAAAUUGUUGUUCAGCAGAACAAACGGAACACAAUCCAGACAAAGUGGAACAUUUAGCAAAAUAAGUCUGUUUCUGUCGGCUAUCACAGAAUCAUGCCUUUAGUUGUCCAACUUUUGGCCAACCCUUUAAUAAAACUAUGAUGUGGUGCUAAAUUAAUUACUGUAAAAUAACAAUAAAACAAAAUGCUUUUAAAAGUUGAAUUUAUUUACACCACACACACAAUCAAAGACAGUGCUUUACACAACAGUGUAUUGUGUAUAAGCAAAGAUGCAGUACUUAAGGCUUGACCUUGUAAUUACAUGCCCACUAAAAACAAAAACCAAAGAAAUACUCAGCAAAUACACAAGAAAAUUACAUUUAUAAACACUGCUAACCCCUCAGUCCAGGAGAAGUUGUAAAAAUCACAUGUUUUUAAAGCAUGCAAAAGGCACAAGAUAAAAUAAAAUAGUUAAAAGCAGAAAGAAAAGAAAUCAUGGCAUUACCAAGUUAUUUUGGAACUUAAAGGCAGAGAAGUACAUGCAUACAGUUCCCUUCAACUAUUUGGAUAUGCAGAAAUGCAUGAAACUUUGUUAAAUAACUAAUUACUGUGCCUGAAUUUCAAAACAACAAGAAAAUGUAAUAUGUUUUUACGUGUUCUUAAAUAUCACUCUUUAUUAAGGCACUUCUACUUUGGGUUUGGCAAACACAUAUAGUAUUAUUUAUGUGAAAAUAUAUAUCUAAAAAAGAUGACACUUAAAUAUUGGGAUGUAGCAAAAUUUAAAAAAAAAAAAAAACUUUCAAGUUUGACCUAAAACUAAUGUCAUGUUAAACUAAUUAAUAGUAAGAGAAACAAAUGAAUACACACCAGAACUCAAUCCCCAUACUUGCUUUACACGAUCAUGUAGUCCUUUAGCAUGGUAAUACUUUUCAAUAACAAUCUGUUCAAAACAGUAACGAUUGCAGGUGUCUGGAAAAAGUGACAAUGCUUUUUUUUUUUUUUUUUUUUUUUUUUUUAGUUUUGUAAAAACAUUCUCAGAGAAUUAUUUAUGAAAAAUGAUACCAACCACCAUGAUCCAUAGGCCUUCCAAAACAGUAGAUCUCUUACAGUUACUUUCACCAUUUAUUGUAUUUCAUAGUUUAGGCCACAAACUAUGAAAUACAGUAUAUUUAUUAAUAUGCACUCUACAUUCAGUCGUAUUUCAAGAUUAAUAAGGCAACUGGGAACAAUGACUAUUUCAACACUAUAUAUCAGUAGUCCAGUUAGCCUGCCAUUUCUCUUGCACACACAUUUUAUGUCUAGGUUACUAUACCGAUUAUACUCUGGACUGUUCAGUCUUUUACUGCUUUUCACCAUCUUCUCAAAAUACCACUUAUUCAAUCUUGAUUUGUAAAUUCCUAUUUAUAUAUCUUUUUGUAUUUUCUUUAUAAUAAUUUUGUAUAUUCAAUAUUGUAUAUAUG